UCUCUAGUCGAUACAAAAAAAAAACACGAAUCCAUCGAACUUUUCAAAGUUGUUUUUUUUUUACCAUCCUCUCAAAAUUUGUUUAUAAACAAAACCGAACCGAAUGUCGGCAUCUGCGGAGGGUCUGGCCGCACUGGACAAGUACGGCGACGAGGACAUCUUCAGCCUGGUGAUCCGAUACGGACUUUAUGUGGGCGCCCUGUUCCAGUUCGUAUGCAUCUCAGCCGCAGUGCUGAUGGAAAAUAAUCCGGACAGUAAUCAGGAGUCCGGCGAUGUGGCGGAACGGGAGGGUGAGCCAGUACGGACGCGACUGCACAAGAUUCGCAAGCUGGAGAAAAAGAAGCGCCGGUAGAUCUAUCAUUCCUUAGCCCAUAGUUAGCAUAAGUAAACUCGAAUGCAUACAUACAUACAUAUAUUAAGCGAAAAAUAAAAGAUAUCUAUGGGGGUUUCCACAGAAAUCUCAAGAGAUUUGAAAAUUCUUGCCGGAAGCCCGGUAAUUUCAAACCUCUAGAGGUUUCUUAGUCAUUCCCGUAAGUUUAAGAACUGCCCA
Messenger RNA from Drosophila elegans, 550 nucleotides. Its product is annotated as protein anon-73B1. Gene Ontology annotation, cellular component: membrane. The transcript has a single exon. The coding region runs from base 104 to 352 and encodes 82 amino acids. Lineage: Eukaryota; Metazoa; Arthropoda; Insecta; Diptera; Drosophilidae. The record is from RefSeq and is a predicted model, not a curated record.